AUGGAAGUUAUGGUAAAUCAAUGGAAUGAAGCUAUCAAAGAGGUUGAAGAAGUGGCUUUCCAACGAAAGCGGAGUCUCCAGCAUAGCAUAAGCAGUAGCAGUAGCAAUAGCAAUAGCAGUGACAGCAAUGAUUCCAAUAAGGACAUGGAUCCUAAAGGUGGAGUGUUAGAGUUCGAGGAAUCGGAGACUAAAGAGAAAUCUUACAUUAUUACAACAGAGAGGAAUGCUGAAAUGAUCCUUCAACAUGAGGAUACAGAGAAUGGAAUAAUUUUACCUGCUUCUGAUCCACCUCUUCCUGAGGAUUCUGCUGCUUUGAACAAUGUGGCAUCUGAAAUUGCAAGAGUUGGCACAGUACAAGAAAAUGGCCAGGAAAGGCAAGAGUUGUAUUUGGAAAAUGUGUUUCAGAAACCUCCAACACAUGGAUUCUACUGCCCCAAUUGUAAAUCUUGUAUCCAAAAGGUUUACAUUCAAAAGGGUGAAUGGGAACAAACAAAUGCUCCUACUCAACCCCUCCAACCAACUGAGCCAAUAAGAUGCUCAUCAUGCUUCAGUUUCCUCAUUCCUAUAGGUGGUUGGUUAUUCCCUGGGUGGGUAUCGGAUGGAGGUGAAGCAAAUGAUCAAGUGACUGGUUCAUCAAAUAACAAUACCCAACCUGAAGACUCUGUACCAAAAAUCAAAGGUGUAUCAGAAUAUGAGGCUUCAGAGCCCAAUCAAUCUGAGGAACUAGUGGACCAAUCUGUGGCCCUUGGUACCUCAAAAUUGGGUAUUAGCAUUGCAAAUGGCAAUGAAAAACAAAACCUGCAAAUUAUUGAAGAAGUGCACCUUCGGGGACCAGGACCACAAAAAGUAGCCAGUGAAGGUCAAGUUGCACCAAAGAAGGGACAUUUUUGGAGUAGUUGGGCGGUGAUUGGUAGUGCUUCUGAGGCCCCUAUACCCACACAACCUGAAACUAGCUCUUUAAAUAGUGAUUGGAGAGUUAUAACUGCUACUUCUCAGUUCACUAUACCCAAUCAACCUGAAUUUGGCAUUCCUGAUAAGAAAGAGCCAGAGCACAUCCAAGUUAAAAUCGAUGAAGUAUAUACAGGACCAAUUGAACAAGUUGUAGCUCCUGCUGAAAGCACCCCACUUCUUCCACGUAGGGAGCCACCUGCACCAGCAAGUAAUAAGACAUGGGAAAUUCUUAAGAGUAUUGUAUACGGUGGUUUGAAUGAAUCAUUAGCAAGCCUUAGUGUUGUCACAUCCGCAGCGAGUGCUGACGCUACCACAUUGAAUAUCGUUGCACUGGCUAUUGCAAACCUGAUUGGUGGACUUUUCGUACUUGGUCAUAACCUUGGAGAAUUGAAAGCUGAAAACCCUAAAAGAGCUGAGAAUAGCACAGAGGAAGCAGUAGUGGAUCGAUAUAAUGAGUUACUGGGGCAGAGGGAGAAUUUCUUUCUUCAUGCUUUUGUUGCAAUUUUAUCAUUCAUUGUUUUUGGAUUAGUGCCACCAGUUGUGUAUGGCUUCUCAUUCCUUGAGAGUGAUGACAAGGAUUUCAAGCUAGCUGCUGUUGCUGGAGCCUCUCUACUAUGCAUCACUAUGCUUUCCAUUGGCAAAGCAUAUAUCAAGAGACCAAACAGCUAUUUGACAUACUUCCAAACAGUGCUUUACUAUGUCACCACUGGUGCUGUGGCCUCCGUUCUUUCUUACUUAGCUGGUGAUCUUGUGAAGACACUCGUCGAAAAGCUUGGAUGGUUUGAGUCAACACCACCAUUUGCUUUACAGAUUCCUAGGAUUAAUGUUCCACAACCCGGAAGCGGAUCGUACUAG
Molecule: messenger RNA, 1806 nt
Organism: Abrus precatorius (Indian licorice)
Lineage: Eukaryota; Viridiplantae; Streptophyta; Magnoliopsida; Fabales; Fabaceae
Product: membrane protein of ER body-like protein
Exons: 7
Coding region: 1-1806 (601 amino acids)
Source: RefSeq, a predicted model, not a curated record